Messenger RNA from Lutzomyia longipalpis, 483 nucleotides. Its product is annotated as succinate dehydrogenase assembly factor 4, mitochondrial-like. The record is from RefSeq and is a predicted model, not a curated record. The transcript has 2 exons. Gene Ontology annotation, cellular component: mitochondrion. Gene Ontology annotation, biological process: mitochondrial respiratory chain complex II assembly. NCBI's taxonomy places the organism in Eukaryota, Metazoa, Arthropoda, Insecta, Diptera, Psychodidae. Bases 47 to 397 code for a protein of 116 amino acids.
UUGACGUUCAAGAAUUUAUUGUGAAAAGUUUUUUCCUCAAUUUCCAAUGAAUAAAAUAAUUUUCCCGUCUAUAAAAAGCGUGGAAAUGCUUAAGAAUCCUUUGAAGAAUCUCAGGAGUUUUCAGGGAACGUUGCAUUUUUCCACGGACUCAGGGGGCAAUGGAGAAGGGGAGAAGAAGAAGGAGACCCCUCGAUUGGAUGAAUUGAGGAAGAAAUUGAGGGAAAAGACUCCAAUUGAGAGCCUGGAUAAGACGGCAGAUAACUCCCCGAAGGAUUCAGACUUCCCGCCUUUCCCGAACAACACAAACCCUGAAACAGGAGAAAUUGGAGGGCCCAGAGGACCUGAACCAACCCGCUACGGAGAUUGGGAGAGAAAGGGAAGAGUCUCGGAUUUUUAAAAGUUGUUAAUUUAGGAAAAUUUUAAAUAUUAGAAUAGAAAUUAAAAAAAAUAAACUAAACCGGCAUCAAUCUGGCAACACUAAAA